ACACCUGCUUCUGGGAUCACGAGGAGUAGACCUACCGCAGAUUUCUCAGAAGUUAACAUCAUUGAGUGCUCGACGUACGUUUGAGCCUUUAGAUCCAAUUGCCGAUACUGAUAUCGUAAGCUACUUGAGAAAUGAGAAGGAGAAUGCUAUACUUUCGAUCAUCGAGCAGGUGCACAAAGAUACAUUCGAGCUUAACCGUGUUCAGCAACUGGAGCAUAUGUUGGGCGAAUGGAAGCAGAUGCGAUUCGAAAUAAUGAACGCAAUGACAGCUCCUUCUGGAGAAUUAGUAGAUUUACGAGGGAUCCCGCAGCGUACCAAAUUAGCUGGAUCAAUCGUUAGCGGACUUUCUAAUGUGGAAGUGGCAUAUUCUAAAGAACUACGGAAUUACAACGAUCACGUUUUGCGCGGAAUAACUAGACCAAGCCUUUUCGUAGCUUUUUCUAAAGUGGCGGAGUCUUUUAAUGACAAAAAGGUUUCUGACAUAUGGCAGAUGGUGAAGUGUCUGGUUGAAAUACCGCCAACUCCACGAGGAGACCAGAUAAAAUCCCGAAGUAGCACUAUUGUCCAACAGAAAAUUGUUAAUCAAGCUAGAAAAUACCUUGAAAACAGAUACCGGGAUUUUAUGAAUUCUGUAAUAAGUGAAAACUUGGUGCAAGCCAAACGUGGAGGCAUUCCAGGAACGUUGCCAUUAGUGAAAAGUUUCGUAGGUGUGAAAUUACUAGUCACGAGAGAUUUAGAAGACGUACGAGUUGACGAUAAACCUUUAUGGCCUCUGGUUUACUAUUGCAUGAGAUGUGGUGAUUUUAAGGCUGCCUUGCAAUGUCUAGAACAGGUUGAUACAGCCUUUCAAGAGUUCAAAUCGGCUCUUGAGGAAGCGGCCGAUGACCCGCAACGCAAACCAAGUAGUCGAGCAGAAUCCAUUUUGAAAUUACACUACAGGAAGCAUGUUCGGUCGGCGACAGAUCCAUACAAAAGGGCUGCGUAUUGCGCUUUAGUACCCUGUGAACCUGAUGAUCUUCACUCUGAAGUAAUGUCUACGGCCGAUGAUUACCUUUGGUUGAGGUUAUGUCAGGUCAGAGAUCAACCUGAUGGAGAAAACAAAUUAACCUUGGCUCAUCUGCAAACUACAAUUUCUGAGAUUUAUGGCGAAUCUUACUAUCAUGCUCAUGAACAACCGUUUUUAUAUUUUUCGAUGCUCUUUUUAACUGGGCAAUUCGAGUCUGCAAUUGAAUUCUUAGCAAGAGGGGCUGGAGCAAGACAUUUGCCACAUGCGGUACACUUGGCUGCCGCUAUGCACGAACAUGGUUUACUUGCAGUAAGUCAAAGUGUUCUAGCACCGCUGAUCAGCGUAGAUCCUAUUGAUGAGCCCCCAGCAAAAAGGUUGAAUUUUGCACGGCUUAUCCUGCUCUACGUUAAGAGAUUCGAAUCCUCCGAUCCGAAAGAAAGUCUCCAAUAUUUAUUCCUUUUAAGAUGCAUGAAGGAUCCUUACGAAAGAAACAUGUUUGCUGCUUCGGCAGCGGAAAUGGUUGUUGAAGCAACAUCAACAACUCGAGCAGUGCUUGUUGGAACAAUCGAUAAGGAUUGUAGACAUCCUGGCAUGUUGGAUCAAUUUCAAAUCAAUACUGAAGAUGUAAUAAACAUCUGUGCUGAAACACUGUAUCGUAAAGGACUCUUAGAGGAUGCAGUAACAAUGUAUGAUCUGGCUGGCAACCACGAGAAAGUAUUGACCUUGAUGAACACUUUGUUGGCACAAGUAGUCAGUCAGAAGGGGAUUCCAGGAUCGUUAAGAUCUCGUCUUCAAGCUGCAGCCUCGGAUAUUAGCGCAAGGUAUCAGGGUGUGGCGAUACAAGCGACUGCCGAAUCCGUAGCAACCUUUUAUACAUUGCGGGACUUAAUGGUCUUCUUCGAUCAAUUUCACAACGAACAACAUCAAAGUGCUUUACGAAUAAUCGGCGAUUCGAAAUUGCUCCCUCUCCAAGUAAAGGAAGUGGAUGAACGCGUAACUGCUCUUCGUCGAGUUUCUCCUGAAAUCAUUGGUACACUGGCUGAUGUUCUGUUAGCGACAAUGACUAUUCUUUAUCAGCAGUACCAAAAAUUGAGAGCUUCAGAGCCUGGAGAUGAAAUUGCUCGAGAACAGCAACUACUCGAUCUUCGGGAGCAUGCCAGGGCUUUAACCAGCUUCGCAGGAACUCUUCCUUACCGAAUGCCUAAUGAAACGAAUAGUAGACUUGUUCAAAUGGAGAUACUUAUGCAUUAAUUUGUUCCAUACCAUUUUAUUUUUUUAUAUAUAAAGUACAGUUUACAUUGUCAUUGAGUAGAAUAUUAUUAGAUUGAUUAUUAUUAUAAUUAAACUGAUUAAACAGAUGAUCAGCAGUUUUCUUUUGUCACUUAAAUGUUGAAAUGAAAUAUAUGUAUACGCAUUAAGAUAUAAAUUGUGAAUCACUCGUUGCCAUACAAAAUUAUUACUUUGUUUAUUGUAUUUAACUAAGCGCUUAUUCAUUUAAUUUUUAUAAUGUUCCAUGCAGAAUUUGAC
This is a messenger RNA of Orussus abietinus, 2533 nucleotides long. RefSeq names its product nuclear pore complex protein Nup93. The record is from RefSeq and is a predicted model, not a curated record. Gene Ontology annotation, cellular component: nuclear pore. The annotation marks the transcript as partial. Gene Ontology annotation, biological process: protein import into nucleus; poly(A)+ mRNA export from nucleus. The transcript is spliced from 6 exons. NCBI's taxonomy places the organism in Eukaryota, Metazoa, Arthropoda, Insecta, Hymenoptera, Orussidae. Gene Ontology annotation, molecular function: structural constituent of nuclear pore.